Molecule: messenger RNA, 696 nt
Organism: Lindgomyces ingoldianus
Lineage: Eukaryota; Fungi; Ascomycota; Dothideomycetes; Pleosporales; Lindgomycetaceae
Exons: 4
Coding region: 1-696 (231 amino acids)
Source: RefSeq, a predicted model, not a curated record
AUGGAGGAGUCGCGUCAGCUCGCCCAAAGACUGAAAUGCUUACCGCUCGAAUUGCGGCGGUUUAUCUACGAGAUGUACUGGGCGGUCAAUCUCGGAUGGUUACCUUGGAUCCAUAAUCAAAGAGGAAACGAAACUGUGAAGGAACCUGGCCGACUGCACCUUGUUGCCCCCACCUUUUUUGGAAAUGAAAUCGCUUGUGAGGCUCUGCAGACUGCCUAUGAAACGACUGAAUGUACUUUUUUAAAGGAGAGCAUACCCGUGGACGAACUUUGUACCUUCCUACGCUCUAAAAUGCUUCCCCUUCGUUUGGUACUGAAAACCUUUCUACAAAGAGUUAAGAUCCACCUAUUCCUUAAGGAGCUAUUACAAAUAGGUGACCUGUUGGCCUUCUUACUCGAAAAAACAACCCCUUUGUCUGUAUCUCUCCUCCUAGAUACCAAGAUUAUAGUUCCAUGUCUUGUUUGUUUUCUUCAAAACGACUUUAUUUGCUCUAUUCUGGGAAAACUUUCAAAGAAAGAGACAUGGCUGAUGUUAUUGAAUAACUGCAAUAAACUUCACGACUACGAUAAAUUUCUCAAAUAUGAGGGACUGGGGGCAAAACCGCGAACCGAUGACGUAAUCACAUUAGGGACUGACUAUUGGGAAUGGAUGAAUGGUACUUUUGCUUACUCAGGUCUGGAUGAGUCAAAAGCGUAA